This is a messenger RNA of Sphaerodactylus townsendi, 864 nucleotides long. RefSeq names its product ATPase H+/K+ transporting subunit beta (gene ATP4B). The record is from RefSeq and is a predicted model, not a curated record. The transcript is spliced from 7 exons. Gene Ontology annotation, molecular function: ATPase activator activity. Lineage: Eukaryota; Metazoa; Chordata; Lepidosauria; Squamata; Sphaerodactylidae. Bases 1 to 864 code for a protein of 287 amino acids. Gene Ontology annotation, biological process: sodium ion export across plasma membrane; intracellular sodium ion homeostasis; intracellular potassium ion homeostasis. Gene Ontology annotation, cellular component: sodium:potassium-exchanging ATPase complex.
AUGGCAACUUUCAAUGAAAAGAAGACUUGCAGCCAAAGAAUGGAAAAUUUUGGGCGUUUUGUGUGGAACCCAGAUACUGGACAGUUAAUGGGAAGAACCUUGAUUAAUUGGGUGUGGAUCAGUCUUUACUAUGUUGCUUUCUACGUGGUGGUGACUGGGCUGUUUGCACUUUCUAUAUAUUCUUUAAUGAAGACACUCAACCCAUACACACCGGACUAUCAGGAUCGAUUAAAAUCGCCAGGAGUGACAUUACGACCAGAUAAGUAUGGAGAGAAAGGACUGGAAAUUUAUUACAGCCUCUCUUCCAAUAAUUCCUGGGAAGGUUUCAUGACGUCUCUUGAAAACUUUCUUGCAGCUUACAAUAAAAGUGUUCAACAUGGCAACAUAAACUGUACUGGGGAAGGCUACUUCAUCCAGAAAUCAUUCCACCCUCCAAACCACACAAAGUGUUCUUGCAAAUUUACACGAGAGAUGCUUGAAGACUGCUCAGGUCUGACGGAUCCCACUUUUGGGUUUUCAGAAGGAAGACCAUGUUUAAUCAUAAAAAUGAACAGAAUUAUCAAUUUUCUCCCUGGGAACGGCACUGCACCAAGAGUGAUUUGUACAACUUUAGAAGAUAAUGAUCCAGUGGAUGUUCAAUAUUAUCCUGCGAAUGGUACCUUUAGCCUUCACUACUUUCCUUAUUACGGAUGUAAAGCUCAGCCUACCUAUGUAAAUCCGUUGGUAGCAGUGAAACUUGUCAACGUGACACUGAACAAAGAAGUAGCCAUUGUGUGCAGAGUUGUUGGUGCUGGAAUUACGUCUGAUAAUCCUCACGACCCAUAUGAAGGAAAAGUGGAAUUAAAAGUCAGGAUAAAAAGUUAA